This is a messenger RNA of Vicia faba (fava bean), 483 nucleotides long. The record is from the annotation of a GenBank genome assembly. Lineage: Eukaryota; Viridiplantae; Streptophyta; Magnoliopsida; Fabales; Fabaceae.
AUGUUGUUUGACCAUUAUUUGGCAGUGGUUCGAUGGACUCCAGACUUUGCAUCUCCUCUUGCAAAAGUGAAGAAGACUCUGCUUUGGAUUCUAUUUUCAGGGCUUAACUUAUUGUAUUAUGAUGAAAGUAUCUUUCUUGAUUUGGCAUCUGUUAUGGGUACUCAUGUUAAGGUCAAUGUUAAUGGUCAUUGGUACAACGUGCAAUAUGAAGGUCUCCACAUUAUUUGCUCUAAUUGUAGUUGUUAUGGACAUCACACUUGUGAUUGUAAGAAAACACCACAUGAUCUGACACGGACGGUCAUUCCUACGGUGGCGCAACCAAGAGGUCUACCGAAAAACGAUGAUGUCUAUGAGCAAAGACUAAUAGAACUAUAUUAUAAAGUGGACGAUGAUGGUGCCAAAAUUGUAGCAAAAGAUUUCAGAGAAAUAAAUACAGUUCAUGAUGAUUGGCUGGUGGUGCAGAGGAAAAAUCGCAACAAAUGA